Molecule: messenger RNA, 5474 nt
Organism: Pangasianodon hypophthalmus (striped catfish)
Lineage: Eukaryota; Metazoa; Chordata; Actinopteri; Siluriformes; Pangasiidae
Gene: elavl4
Product: ELAV like neuron-specific RNA binding protein 4
Exons: 8
Coding region: 494-1813 (439 amino acids)
Cellular component (GO): ribonucleoprotein complex
Molecular function (GO): RNA binding
Source: RefSeq, a predicted model, not a curated record
GGUCGAGGGGGAGCUAGAGAGAGAGAGGAGUUUAAACUAAGAGCUAUGUUUUGGGACGGAGUAAUCUGCUAGAGAGCAGUGUGUGGAUCGGAGCGCAUUGUGAGAGUGAGUGUGCGGGGGACUGAUAAGGAAAGAAGCCCGCCAGACCGGCUGCUUGUUUUAAUGUUCUGACUCUGGGGAGAUAAAAAAAAAAAUAUUGACUCUUCAGUUGUGUGCCGUGAGCCAGGGCACAAGCUGCACAUUUAACAGAGGUGCACCAAAAACAGGGCGUGAAAGCGGACAAAACACAUCCAAGCAAAACAGUCCAUUUAGAGGAUUUUUUCCCUCCCUUUCUCCUUUUUUUUAAAUCUGUUUCCUUUUUCUUUCGCUGGGACCGUUCCCCGUUUCCGGUAGAGACAGUGAAAAAGGAAGGGAGACUUCCACUGACGGACAGCCACUAAAGCAAGUACACAGAGGCGAGAGGACAAAAAAGAAACAGUCGCUGAUAACCAAGAUGUUCGAAAUCAGCCGAACCCUGAACGCCGCCUUGUUGAGCAAUGAGCAGUAUCUGAAGAUGAUGGUAAGGUACUCCCAGUACUCGGCACUAGCCCAGGCUGAAGGCUCCGUCCCAGGCAUGGGCUCCCUGCUUUUACCCCACGAUCCAUCCAGCCAGCCGGGGGCCAGGUCACUGGGGGGAUCGACAGAGACUCAGUGGCGUCAGGCAGACUUGCCGCAGCUCCAGGGCUGGGCUGACAAGGGACUGCUGACACAGCCAAAGAUGAUAAUCAGUAACAUGGAGCCUCAGGUGACGAAUGGGCCGAAUCCGGCCACAGCCAACGGGCCAUCGAGCAACAACCGCAGUUGCCCGUCGCCCAUGCAGACCAGCAGCUCCAACGACGACAGCAAGACCAACCUCAUCGUCAACUACCUGCCCCAGAACAUGACCCAGGAGGAGUUCCGCAGCCUUUUCGGCAGCAUUGGCGAAAUUGAGUCCUGCAAGCUGGUCCGCGACAAAAUCACAGGACAGAGUCUUGGAUAUGGUUUUGUCAACUACAUUGACCCAAAGGAUGCAGAGAAAGCCAUCAACACAUUAAAUGGACUCAGACUUCAGACCAAAACUAUCAAGGUGUCAUAUGCACGGCCCAGCUCAGCCUCUAUCCGUGAUGCUAACCUGUACGUGAGUGGGCUGCCUAAGACCAUGACCCAGAAAGAGCUGGAGCAACUUUUCUCCCAGUAUGGACGAAUUAUCACCUCCCGUAUCCUCGUCGACCAGGUCACAGGUGGUUCGCGUGGCGUAGGCUUCAUUCGCUUUGAUAAGAGAAUAGAGGCUGAGGAGGCCAUCAAGGGCCUGAAUGGACAGAAGCCCUCCGGAGCAGCUGAGCCCAUCACAGUGAAAUUUGCCAACAACCCGAGCCAAAAGACAAGCCAGGCCCUGCUCUCGCAGCUCUACCAGUCCCCCAACCGCCGCUAUCCUGGGCCCCUGCACCACCAAGCCCAGAGGUUCAGGUUCUCUCCCAUCACCAUAGACAGCAUGACCAGUCUAGUAGGGAUGAACAUUCCCGGGCACACCGGCACUGGCUGGUGCAUCUUCGUCUACAACCUGUCUCCAGACUCAGACGAAAGUGUGCUGUGGCAGCUGUUUGGGCCGUUCGGUGCCGUCAACAAUGUCAAGGUGAUCCGAGACUUCAACACCAACAAGUGCAAAGGAUUCGGCUUCGUCACCAUGACGAACUACGACGAGGCGGCUAUGGCUAUCGCAAGUCUGAACGGGUACCGGCUGGGCGACCGCGUGCUGCAGGUCUCCUUCAAGACCAACAAGACCCACAAGUCCUGAGCUCCCUCCCCACUGUCGUGUAGCCCCGUCAAACACACCACUACUAACACCCACCUCAGCCCACACAGCUAGUCUACAACAGACAGGAACACAACCAAUCCACCAACUAAACAGGACUGGAUAUGGCUUAUAAUAUAACUUUGGACCUAUAAGCCAAUGUUGCCUAAGUAUUACGAAAUUGAAAAUGGAAAAUAUUAAUGAUUUGGAAGACCUGUAAAUGGUACAGGCAUUCUGUUGUAUAUCCUUUCGGUUCUAGUGGUUGUUCCUUUGAUUUCUCCUCUCUGUAAACAGUAGCAAAACCAGACCGCCCUUAUUUGAAAGAAGAGAAUGCCUUUCUUCUGAUUGUACUCUCUUGAUUCAGGUUUUCCUUUUGUUCUCUUUUAAAUCCGGAUCCACUGUCGUUAGUAUAACACCUCCCUGGGAAGAGACUGGGAGGGGGCUCUUUUUAACAAAUCGGUGAUCAUUCAUUCAUUUGUUUUGGUGUAUAUUAUUAAAUCCCCCAAGUAAAUUAACAGGGAUGACACCAUCCCUUUUCUCUAACGGAAAAGAAAUUUCUAACAUUGUUUUGUUUUGUACUGCAAACAGAACACGUCUUUCCUCACGAGGGAUUGGGAGAUAGGGAGAGGGAAGGGAUGGGUUUGCACUCCUGUUGACAAAAACAACACACACACACACACUGUUGCCAAAGAGAAGAUCUCUUUGCUUGAAAAUGUGUUUAGAAAAAAAAAUUUAAAAAUAAAGAGAAAGAAGAUCUAUUUUUAUAAAUAAUGAUUAAAAUAAUAAUUAUUGAAGAAUUUUUACAAGAAUCUGGAUUUGAAAAAAAGAGAAAAAUAUUUUGACUGGCUAAUUAGGGGUUGGGGGAGGGGUCAGGUGCCACCUUGUCUUGUUCGUUCUGCCGUGGUACUUUUUAGGAUCAAAGGUUGUUUGUUUUUCGGGGAGAACCAGAUUGGCAAUGGUUUUGUAGACGGAUGGUUUUAUCAAGGAUUGCAAAUUCAGGCAGGUAAUUUUUCAUAGCACGUAAUUGUUCAACAGCGAUCCCCUGUAGGCGAGGGAUAGGGUCUUCCCAGGCCUGAGGCAUCCUCACAGUCAAGAGCCCAAAGUAAGGCCACACAUUGUCCACUCAUUUUCUUUCCAUCAUCAGUCUUUGGGAUAUCAGUAAUACAUGCACACACUUCUCCAUUUAGAAAACAUACAUUCUUAUGGUUCUUUUUGCUCUGAGUUCGAAAUAUUGCAUUCGAGACGUAAUUCCUUUAGCGAUCAACUGUAGGUGCUAUAUUACAUGGGUCACAUAUCUUAAAUAUCCAAGUUUGUUGUUCUGUGUGCUAUUUAGAGAACAAAAAAGAAACUUCAAUGUUGGCAUUAAAUUGAGCUGCUGUUUUCGGUUUGUUUACUUCAAUUGCUGGCCCCCAUCUGGUUCACAACACUGAUGCCAGAUGAGCAAAUCUGGGCCUUGUAAGAAUCACUUAACAAGUUUUCUUUGGCUUGCUGACAUAUAGGUUACUUGCUGAGUGUACAGCGUUUGUCAAAAUUAAAUGAUAAUUAGCUAGUUUUGUUAGUCUAGUAUUUGUUUCCUCAAAGGAUCUAUUACAAAUGUGUCUUUCUUUGUUGUGUACAAAUAGAUGAUAUAUAGUCUACAUUUGUUUUACAAUAUCUAUAUCUAUCUGAGUUGUCACUGUUUUUUGUUUGAGCUUGUCUUUUUUCAUAUGAAAACUUUAUGAAGUGAUGGUUCAGUUACUUAGAAAACUCGUGAGGAAUCCUGUUUAAUAUGUUGUCAUGUCGCUUGUGGAAAAAAAAGAAAAAUUGGACUCAUUUUUUUUCGUUUACCGCCGCGGCAAAAGAAACCUAAAAAAAAAUAGCUUCUUGGAAAUAUGUAUUUAUUUAUUGAUUGAUUGUUUUAUUGAUUACAUUAUUUAUUUAUCUUGAUUAUUUAUUUAUUUAUUUGUUUGUUGUUAUGUUGUCUGUGUUUUUGUGUGAUUCUGGUACAGGGAGGGGGUGUUUCUGAGCUAAAGGGAACAAACGACUAGGGGAGAUGCUCUUCCAUUAGUCCUGUGCACUGAGAAAUUUUAGUACGUUUGUGCUUUGUACCAAUAUAUCAAAAUUACAAUAUAAAAAAGUUUAAAAGUCAAAAACUAAAAAAAUGUCAAGAGGGUGAGGCUCUUCCCUUAUUACUAGAAACAGUUACUCGCUAUGCAUAACCUAGUCAAUAGUUAAAUUUGCUAUUGCUUUUUUCUUGUCUUGUUAAACAUAAAUCUUUAAAUCUUUUUCAAUAAAGUUUAGUCUUAAUAGAAUGUUAUAACAGUUGUUCUGGUUCAAUAUAACCUGUGAUAAGUUUGUGUAGUUUUAAAAGCCGCUUCCCGCCCUCCCUCCACACACUACCGUUGCUUUGUGAUCCAACUUUAUGCAAAAAUGUGGGUCUUAAACAUAGUUUCUCAUGGAUUUGUAUGGCAUCCAAUGUUUUAGGCUUAGCCGCCUUGAUUUGAUUAAUUAUAUGGUAUGUCAGUUGUUUGAGUAUUAUUCAUUGCAUUGGACCAAUCAGUGGAGAUUAAUGUAAUUUAACCUUGAUUUAAACUAAUUCCACCAUUUGCAUAUGACAUCACAACUCCAAAAAAAAAAAAAAAACAUUGACGCUGAUUGUACUGGUUGAAGUGAAAUAGCUAUAAGAAGAUGAUAUUUGAUAGAUGACACCCAUUAUAUAUUUUCUAAGAUAUAGUCUAUUUUGAGAGGUAAAUUUAGUGAACGGCUCUUUGAGAGUGCAGCAUCAGCUCAUGUUGAGAUAGAACUUCUUUGAAUGUUAGAGAACUUUAGCUAUUUAGAAGCAUUCGUACACAAUUUAUCAUUCAUCCAUUUGUUCAGAAAUCAAUCCAUCCUCUGCUCCAUGUGCUGAGCGGUAGCACAGACCUCCUCAGACCCCACCGCAGGUGGGAGGUUAAAUUAUGCAACGACCCCGGUAGAAUGUUGUUCUGAUGUAUGAACUAAUUUCCUACGUCACUUCCUCCUCUUUGCUCAUGGCAUCACCCUCCAUUAGUCUGUGUAUAACUGGGAUCGAGUGAGUGAGUGUGUGUGUGUAUGUGUGUGUGUGAGUGUGUGUGUGUGUGUGUGCGUGUAUACACGUAUGUAUGUGGGGUGGGGGGGGUGAGGAUGUUUGGAACAUGGGGCCAUGCCUCUGUGGUAUGUGCCCAAAUCGCUGUGGCUCACUUUCUCCCCCCGUAGCGCCUUAUAGUGGCAGCCUGCCAAUAGGAAACCAACAGCCAGUAGUGUAGGAGGGAAGGCCAAGUGAGGAACAAGGCUCUUGUCAUUUUUCAUUUUCUCCUGAAGAUGUGUUUGUUUACUAUCUGAGAAUCUAUAAAUCUUUAAAGACAAAAAAGAUUAAAAAAAAUGUUCACUGGACCAAGCUGGUCUCUCCUAUUUAUGUUAUUACUUAACUAUCAAUUAUUGAUUAUUGUUAUUAUGAUUACUAUUAUUCUUAUUAUUCUUAUUAUUAAUCAAAUUACUGCGAUGAAUGACUUCAUGUUAUCCUUGCUAGUUUAGGUCAUUUCUGAAACUGGAAAACAAAAUAUGGAAAAAAAAAUCUUGCUGUAAAUGUUUUUUUCUUUUUCAUAAACUGUUGUGUUUGAAUUAUUUGUACUUUUGAAUGUUGGGACAAUAAAAUGAGGUGUUGAAA